AUGAAUUUUUCUGGACAAUCUCUCUCGUGGUGUAAUGGUCAUGUAGGUUUAUCUAGGAGCUGGGCCCGUUUAGAUUGCAUGCUCUUGAAUGUUACAGCUUUGAACCUCUUCCCUGAUGCGCAUAUGAAAUAUCUUCACAGGUCUUCUUCAGAUCAUGCACCUUUGCAGGUUUUUUUGGAAGCAAAAAGGGAGCCAUAUGGGUUCCGCCCAUUUAAAUUUCAGCAGAUGUGGGUUUCUCAUGAUCAAUUCUUGAGUUGUGUUUCUCAAGCUUUCCAUGGUGACGAGGGAAGGGGCUCGAAGUUGGAAACUCUUGUGAUGAAGCUGAAAUGUGUGAAGCCUGCUUUGUGUAUAUGGAAUAAGCAGGUGUUUGGAAGAACAGAUAGGCAUAUUGUGGAUCUUGAGGACCGGAUAAGGGGUUUAGAGGAGAGUUUGCAAAAUGCUUAUUCUGAGGAUGCGGAAACCAAACUUGUUGUUUCUCAGGUUGAGCUUUCCAUUUGGAUUGAUAGAGAAGAGCAAAGAUUAUCCCAACAGGCAAAGCAAUCUUGGAUUCAAAAAGGGAAAGAAAGUGCUAAAUUUUUCUAUGCGGUCAUUCGUCGUAAUCAGAAAGAGGUCAAGAUAAUGCAACUGGAAGAUGGAUCUUGUCUUACUUCUCCGGAACAGAUUCAUGAGGGGGAAGUUCAUGACGCCAUGAUGUCUAUCUCGAUUGAUAGUAGCCCUGGUCCUAAUGGGUUUGGUUGGGGUUUUUACAGAUCUUGCUGGCAUAUUGUGGGCUCUGAUUUAGUUGAUGCAGUGGUUGAGUUUUUUCGAGCCAAACUGAUAUCUCCCGAACAAGGUGCUUUCACUCCAAGCCGGAGUAUUUUUGAGAACAUUAGUUUGAUGCAAGAAAUGAUCCACUCUAUUAAUAUGCCAAAUUUUGGUGGGAAUGUUGUUAUGAAGAUUAAUAUGGCGAAGGCGUAUGAUAGUAUUGACUGGGGUUUUCUUCUGCAUACACCACAAAUGGUUCUUCAAAAAAUUCAAAGGAUGCUGUGUAAUUUAUUUUGGGGAACUACUGAUGGGAAGCCUAAGAGAAAAUGGUGCUUCUGGGAUGCUAUCUGUAAACCAAUUUCAGAAGGUGGAUUAGGCGUCCGUAAUUUACGUCAGGAAAAAACAGAGGAGGUGCUUGAGCAGUUGGGAAGUGUCAAAGUUGGGAAAGAUCGAAUACUUUGGUUGUCGAAUUCUGAUGGAAUGUUCACGACACAGAGUGCUUGGAACUGCGUAAGAAUUAAGGGGCAUACAUUUCCAUAG
Molecule: messenger RNA, 1284 nt
Organism: Juglans regia (Persian walnut)
Lineage: Eukaryota; Viridiplantae; Streptophyta; Magnoliopsida; Fagales; Juglandaceae
Exons: 5
Coding region: 1-1284 (427 amino acids)
Source: RefSeq, a predicted model, not a curated record